Molecule: messenger RNA, 1144 nt
Organism: Leptinotarsa decemlineata (Colorado potato beetle)
Lineage: Eukaryota; Metazoa; Arthropoda; Insecta; Coleoptera; Chrysomelidae
Source: RefSeq, a predicted model, not a curated record
UUAUCUUAAAAAGUCCCACUUAUAAAUUUAUUAAUAGCGCGUUCAAUGUACGGUGGUACAUUUUUAUGUAUGAUAUAUCUGUGAAAUUCCCCAAGUACCCAAGUAUCGACUUACUGUAUCAGAAGUAACUUGUAAGUAGUGAUUAGUUCAAAGGUUGAGCGCAAAGAGAAAUAGUACUUAGUUUUGAAGUAAAUACAAAUUUAUUCUUUUAUACAAUGAAUAACACACCAGGUGAAGAAUAUCCUGAAACUGGACGAGUUAGAGACGUUUGCUUGAAUUGGAUGGUUAAAGAAGACGGUGCCCUGGCUUAUCUCUUGCAAACGGAGGAAUUUGACAAACAUUUUUGUGGCAAUAAACAGAGGAGUGCCUUAGCACGAAACGACUUCAAUUUGGCUAAAAAUGAACAAAUCCUGGAAGAAAAAAUAUAUGAAAAAAAUGCUGCUGGACAUCAACUAGUGUUAUCAUAUCAAGAAGAGAGGGACAAAAAAAUUGCUGAAAAAUUAACAUGGGAUGAGGUAAAACAAGAUAAGAUUGAAUGUUCUUGUUUGGCAAAUUACGACUCUAAAAAUCCUAGAAAAUUAUAUGAAAAGGAAUUAGCUGGACACAAUCACGUUGUUAUUAAUGAUGAGUUACAUAUUUCAAAUCUUCACUACUUAACUACAAAUUCACUUCACAACAAGUCAACUCAAACAGAGUCUCUGACAACAAAUAAUUCUUCUGGUUAUAAUGUUAUUUCGUGUGAUCUGCAUCAACAAAAAGAAGCAGGUAAUCUUAGCCAAGAAAAUACUAUACAGGAAGAAGAAGAUGCUGAGUUGGCAAUACGAUUGCAAAUACAAGAAGUUUCUCUGCAAGAAGCUUUGGAAAAAGAUAGACUAUUGGCUUUAAAAACACAGAAUGAUGAACUUGCUAACUUAUUAUAAAGAACAUAAGUAAUCAGAUACUUGAAAAGUGAAAUUCAUAAUUUUUAAAGGUAUUAUGCAGUGAAACAUUAUUCUUCUUGAAGGUAUUCCUAUUCAAUAUAAAACAGAUACUAUUACUAUGUCCAAUAAUGACAAAUGGUUUUCACAAGUUUGCAAUCUUUGAAUUGGUUUAGUAUUUAAAAUUGUUAUGAGUCAACAUUACACGAAAGUUAUAAUAAAAUUCA